AUGAAGCUCAUUGACUCUGUGGAAGGCGAUCUCCAUCAGGCAUAUGGUGGCUCCGAUGGCAAGCUUGCGCCCUGGCUCAGCGCAGAGGAGAAGGAGCCAGGAAAUCCCGGCACUGCCAGCCGCGCAAGUAAUCCGACCGAAUACUCCCACAAGGAGGACUCUGGAGACUUGGACCUGGACAUAGAGGAUGAUGAAGAAGAGUUGGAAAUUCGCGACAUUGAAAAGGAUCUCGAGGAGCCGACUGGAACCGUUCUUCAGAAGUUCUGCCGGUACACCAGAGCAAAGCUGGCACGGGCUGAGCGCAGGGUUCUGGACGUCGGCGUAGGUGUCCUGAUCUCAUUGAACACCCUGGUCAUGAUGCUCGCACACCAGCAGAUGGGUUACGAUGCUGCCCGAGACAUUGGGGAGUAUGACCCGAGCAUGGACAGCCUGUCUAUUUCCGAGGACGUCUUCAUCACUAUUGAGGAGGGCUUUGCGCUGUUGUUCCUUCUGGAGCUUUGUGUCCGGCUCUGGAUCCACCGGCUACAGUUCUUUCGCAACUUCUUCAAUGUGUUCGACGCCUUUCUGGUGGCUCUGAGCCUGGUCGACAUGUUGAUCAUCAAGCCUAUGGCAGGUUCCGGGCGAGUCAACCUGGUGAUUCUGCGGAUUCUGCGAAUCCUGAAGCUCACUCGCUCUCUCCGUGUCAUGCGCACGAUGCGCCUCUUUUCCGGUUUGCGCGUCUUGGUGGCUGCGGUCAGUUCUUUUUUACCGUCCCUGUUUUGGUCCAUGCUGUUUCUAACCAUCUACAUGGUGCUGGGUGGGCUUUUAAUCGGGAACUUCGUGAUGGAGUUCAUCAACGACGGAGGCCAAGACAUAGAUAUCCGCAAAUGGAUCUGGCAGCACUACGGCACCUCCUACCGUGCAACCUAUACAAUGUUCCAGGUGACAUUUGCUGGAUGUUGGCCGUCAUAUGUAAAUCCGCUGAACGAGAACAUCAGCCACUGGUACUCAAUUUUCUUUUGCGCUUACGUUACUUUCGUCGUCUUCGCAGUGAUGAGAGUCAUCACUGCCAUUUUCAUCAAGGAGACGCUGGAUGCGGCCGGCGAAGAUCAUGAAGUUGUGAUGUCUGAGAAGGAGGCUACAAAGCAGAAGUAUAUGCGCAAGCUGGAAAGAGUUUUUCACGAAGUUGAUACCUCUGGCGACGGACUGAUCUCGGAAGACGAGUUCAGGAGCAUGAUGGAGGAUCCCAACGUCAAGAGGUUUCUGGCGGGCUUGGAGGUGGACCUGAACGAGAGCCACUCGCUCUUCCACAUGCUUGCUGACGAAGAGGGGCAGGUUUCUUACUCCAAGUUCAUGGAAGGAAUGAUACGGGCCCAUGGACCUGCCAAAUCGGCCGAUGUGCUUUGCAUUCGCCAAGACUUGGAGUUCAUCCGCAAAGACCUGAAGCAGAUCAAGGCCGCAGCACAUGCGGAUCAGGACAGGGAACAUUGGACCCAGUGUAGCAAAUCCUAG
This is a messenger RNA of Symbiodinium sp. CCMP2456, 1491 nucleotides long. Lineage: Eukaryota; Dinophyceae; Suessiales; Symbiodiniaceae. The record is from the annotation of a GenBank genome assembly.